Molecule: messenger RNA, 519 nt
Organism: Linum trigynum
Lineage: Eukaryota; Viridiplantae; Streptophyta; Magnoliopsida; Malpighiales; Linaceae
Source: the annotation of a GenBank genome assembly
AUGACAAGGCCCGGGGGAAACAGAAGAUGGUGGGGGUACAAAGGAGAGACGUGGCCGAUUGGGCCCGACGGAGAAGAACCAUGGCCGAUUGGGCCAGAGGAGGAGGAGGAGCUGAGCUUGCUAACCCAGAGGGCUGGGUGGACCCGAGUCCAGAGGAGGCCAGAUGGGGCGGGAUGGUGGACCCGAAGUCGGGCUAAACUGGGCCGGCCACGGUGUGGUCAAUCGGUAGGACCGGAUCGAACCAAACCGGGUCGGGUUAACCACCGGUGGAUAGCAGCUGGAGCGGGCCGGGAGGGGUCCCCGGCAGGGGCCAAGAGAAUGGGUACCCCGCGUGGAGUAUGCUGCGAGCAGUAUGAGGCCGAGGUCGAGGCUGUCGGGACAUUGGGCAAGGAUCUGGGACCAACCCUGAGUACGGGGGAACCACCAGGAGGUGACGGGCGACUGGCCCUAUCCUCCCCUACAGGGAGCCGCGGGCAGCUACUACCAUCAGGGCCCGGUGAACCGACCGCCACCGCCUAA